Molecule: messenger RNA, 219 nt
Organism: Acaulospora morrowiae
Lineage: Eukaryota; Fungi; Glomeromycota; Glomeromycetes; Diversisporales; Acaulosporaceae
Source: the annotation of a GenBank genome assembly
GAACCACAUAAUGAUAAUGAUAAUCCUGAAGAUGUUAUGCAUCAAACAAACAUUGAGAACUUAGAUGUACAUGUCUCUAAUCGUCCACAACGAUACUUGGAUAAAAGUAAACAAAUGGAUGAUGCCAAAUAUGAAAAAAAACCCAAUUGGUCUGAAAUACAAAUAUCAUUAGCAAAUGCUGCAAAUAAAAAGGAUUUAGAAAAAAGCACAAAGGCAUGA